Molecule: messenger RNA, 1882 nt
Organism: Amaranthus tricolor (Joseph's coat)
Lineage: Eukaryota; Viridiplantae; Streptophyta; Magnoliopsida; Caryophyllales; Amaranthaceae
Product: probable 1-acyl-sn-glycerol-3-phosphate acyltransferase 5
Exons: 5
Coding region: 659-1813 (384 amino acids)
Cellular component (GO): endomembrane system
Molecular function (GO): acyltransferase activity
Source: RefSeq, a predicted model, not a curated record
AUGUGACAUGACAACUUUUAGAUCUUUGAUGAGAGAAACAAAAAUCCAAAAAAUUGAUGUUACUAUCAAUCAAAUAGUACACUACUAUCAGUUUCUUCAACUUAGACUUUCAAUCUAAGCACACCAUCACCAUUCACCACCAAUUCCAAUUACUAAUACCCACAUAACACAACUCCGUCAAUCUUAUCUUACCCUUUACUUCUCACCUUUAACCACCUAACUACCUCAGCGACGCUUCAAAACACGGCGAUUACGGCUGCUUAAAUCCCCAAAUCCCAAAAAUUUGAAUUUCAUUAGUCAAAAAUUUGACUAUAAAUGCUCCAAUUGUGGGUAUUGCGAUUCUAUUUUAAUGGUGUAUCUGGGUUUUUUCCUCUCAUCUUUACUUAAACUGAAGUGGGUUUUUUCUCUCGAAUGUGAAUGAGGUCUUUACAAAACUUGGGCAUCCUCUUAAUGAUUAAUAAAAUAACUGAGGAGUAAUUGAUGACAUGAAGCCUGCAUUAUCAGCAUUAGUUACAAACUUGUGAUUGCUUCGUAUGUAUUUGGACUUCUUUCAGAGGACAAUUGAUUGCUUAACUGAAACUUUGGUUGAUCCUAAGAGAUUAGGGGUGAAGGGGAGCUCUGUAUAGAGUUUUAUAAUUAUUGUAGAUAUUGCGGGGAAAUGGAAGCUAAAAAACCUCCUUUGAAUGAUAAAUUGGAACAUCGAACGUUAACACCGUUGAGGUUUUUGAGAGGCAUGAUAUGUUUGCUGGUGCUUGCCUCAACCGCUUUUAUGAUGAUGGUCUAUUUUGGGUUUGCAAGUGCGUUUUUGUUAAGAUUUUUCAGCGUAAGCUAUAGCAAAAAAGUGACUUCUAUAUUCUUCGCUUCCUGGCUCGUUUUAUGGCCUUCCCUGUUUGAGAAAAUCAACAAGACUAAGGUGGUCUUCUCUGGAGAGACUCUGCCUGUCGAGAAGCGUGUUCUGUUAAUUGCUAACCAUAGAACUGAGGUUGACUGGAUGUACUUAUGGAACCUAGCAUUGAGAAAGGGUUGCUUGGGUUACAUCAAGUAUGUUCUUAAGAGCAGUUUAAUGAAACUCCCUGUAUUUGGAUGGGCUUUUAAUUUACUGGAAUUCAUUCCCGUUGAAAGAAAGUGGGAAAUCGAUGAACCCAUCAUGUAUCAAAGGCUUUCAACUCUAAAGGACCCCCAAGAUCCCAUUUGGCUUGCUAUUUUCCCGGAAGGCACAGAUUUCACUGAGCAGAAGUGUAUUCGUAAUCAAAAGUAUGCUGCUGAUCAUGGGUUACCUGUCCUGACUCAUGUUCUGCUUCCAAAGACUAAGGGCUUCUUUGUCUGCAUGGAAGAAUUAAGGAAUUCUCUUGAUGCGGUCUAUGAUGUUAUCAUUGGAUACAAGCCUCGUUGUCCUUUCUUCUUAGACAACGUGUUUGGCGUGAAUCCGUCUGAAGUUCAUAUCCACAUUCGACGACUUGCUAUCAACGACAUUCCUAAUUCCGAAGAGGAGAUUGGCGCUUGGUUGAUGGACACAUUUUGUCUCAAGGACAAGCUUCUCCGCGAAUUUUACAGCACUGGCCAUUUCCCCAAUGAAGGAACAGAAAAUGAGCUGAGCACGGUAUACUGCUUGGUGAAUUUCAUCGUCAUCUUGAUUCUAACCAUCAUCUGUACAUUCCUCACUUUUUUCUCUUCAUUCUGGUUUAAGAUUUAUGUUGUUCUAGUAUGUGUUAUUCUGGUAUGUGCAACAACAUUUAACUAUAGGCCAUCGCCUAUAUUUUGCUUAUCGAAACGACACUCUAAGCUUAAAAAUGUGAAGCAGGCAUGUGAUUAAUGCCGCUGUACUGUGAUAUACACUAACCAAUUGAAUUUUCAAUGAUAUUUCAACAUUAUAUUUGAUUGC